Asparagus officinalis (garden asparagus) is the source of this 1866-nucleotide messenger RNA. RefSeq lists its product as uncharacterized. The record is from RefSeq and is a predicted model, not a curated record. Gene Ontology annotation, cellular component: cortical microtubule, transverse to long axis. NCBI's taxonomy places the organism in Eukaryota, Viridiplantae, Streptophyta, Magnoliopsida, Asparagales, Asparagaceae. Gene Ontology annotation, biological process: cortical microtubule organization.
UCCCACUUUCCGCCUCCAACCAAAUACCAAUUUCUCUCUCCCCGCUGACGACGCCGUCCUCCCUCCCCACGACGACGCCGUCCUCCCUUCCCGCGACGACGCCCUCCUCCCUUCCCCACGACGACUCUUUCUUCCCUCUCCGAGGACCUUCGCUUCUCCCUCCCCGCCGACGCUGUCCUCCCUCCCCGCGACGACGCCCUCUUCCCUCUCCGACGAAUUCGAAUACGAACACGAAUAGCACCAUAAAAACCGAACUCGAAUUUGAACCUUGCACUAUUUGUUCAAAUCCGAUUCGAUUCCACCCCGUUGUUUCUCUAUAAAACCAACGGCCAGUGUAGGAACUUGAUCACGCAGAAAGACUUCGGAGAGCGAGAAGUAGAGUUGAGGUUGUCCACGGCGGCGAUCGAAUCGACAAUAUCACCGGCGACGAUGUACGAUGACGACGGAGAGGACGAAGACACCGGUAACAGAACCUCAUAAUGUUACCAUACUGGAUUGGGAGGCUUUGGAAUAUAUAUAUUUCGAUAUGUGUUCUCUCCGAGGAGCUUCAACAAUUGCAAAGAUUUGGCAAGUUCUCUGAACAUGAUGGCCUAGUUCUUUGUGGGGACUUUAACGACAUUCCAAGAAGCAUAACUUAUGCAGGAAUAACAAGGGGGCAGUUAUCUUUGGGUAGAUAUGCAAACAUUUUCUCGACACCAUGGUGCAGUCUUGGACUUCCAAAAAUGAUAUGUGUUCUCUCCGAGGAGCUUCAACAAUUGCAAAGAUUUGGCAAGUUCUCUGAACAUGAUGGCCUAGUUCUUUGUGGGGACUUUAACGACAUUCCAAGAAGCAUAACUUAUGCAGGAAUAACAAGGGGGCAGUUAUCUUUGGGUAGAUAUGCAAACAUUUUCUCGACACCAUGGUGCAGUCUUGGACUUCCAAAAAUGCGUACAAGGUUGCGUAUAAUGAGUGGAUUAUGUCUCACGAGUCAAGUGCUCAGAUUGAUAGAGGCACAAUGGAACCGAAGUAUACCAGGUGCUAUCGAUCUGGGGCUGCAGAUAACUGCUUUGAUUACAUAUUUUUCUCCGAUAUGUGUUCUCUCCGAGGAGCUUCAACAAUUGCAAAGAUUUGGCAAGUUCUCUGAACAUGAUGGCCUAGUUCUUUGUGGGGACUUUAACGACAUUCCAAGAAGCAUAACUUGUGCAGGAAUAACAAGGGGGCAGUUAUCUUUGGGUAGAUAUGCAAACAUUUUCUCGACACCAUGGUGCAGUCUUGGACUUCCAAAAAUGGAGAUAAUGGGCCGUGGAGUCAGCAGUGGAGGAGGGCAGAGUUCCCUUGGGUACCUUUUUAGUGAUGCCGUAGCACCAAAAGCUGCACCUGAGAAACCUGUUGAGAAGCCUGCCCCUCCACCAGAACAAAAGCUUAAGGAGAUACCAGCAGGCAUUCCAGGGGGUUCGAGAAAUAAUUAUUUCCGAGCUGAAGGCCAGAACACUGGCAAUUUCAUCAUGGACCAACCUUCAACGAAGGACUCUGCCCCUGGAGGUGGUUCCUCCCUUGGCUACCUCUUUGGGGAUGGUGAUUGUGAUGCUGCUGUGUGGAUUGCCUGAGCAAUUCUUUUGCGAACCAAGAAAAAAAGAACAAAAAAAGAAAUUAUCGUUGUUUUAAGUGUGUUCAUGAAAGUAACUGAUUAGUUGUGGAAGGAAGAAUAUCUGAUUAUAUAUUACAUAGCUUUAUGAUGUAAUUUGCUGGUGGGAGGGAGGCUUAAACAGUCAUCCUGGAUUUGUAGACUGUUGCUUUUCCAGUUUCAUGUUUCCUUGAUCAAGUUUAAUCAUAACCUGUUUCUUUCUGUAUUUUCCUUUGCCCUGUAAAUGCAAAUAUGGUUCCCUA